UCGUCAACCACGUUCUCACCGUCCUACGCAGUUGGAGCCCCGGUUGGUUAGUCCCUGGAUCUUUACGGUCUUUGCGCCGGGCCCAGCGGAGGGGGUUGGGUUAGGAGUAACACAGCAAGCCGGGGUUGGGUUACGAAUUUCGGACCGAGCGUUGAUUGGAUGGAGGUCGAUUUAUCACCAUGUGCAGGAGGAGCUCGAGGAGCGCUUAUCAGAGACCUCUUCGUUCAUUUCUGGAAACUUAACCUUGGGUCGGCACACCAAGGUUACGGUAUACGUGCAGUAUGUACAGCCAUGAGCGGUGUAACCCGAGGGCUAAACUGGGGCCUUGGAGCCACUUGCCUUCUUUGUGACCCGAUUAAGUGCGAUUAGGUGACACAUUGUUGUAUGCAUGAAAAAAGGAAGUACAGUGAAGUGAACGACUUUCUCGCUAUUCUUUCGGUUGGUAUUUGUGUACAAAAGAAUAUGCUGGUGCAAUUGUUAUUGCGUUUGGUAUGUUAUGAUACCACAUGUAGAAAAUCACUUAUUCCCUUUCGGAACCUGGCCCAUGUUACCAUCCGUACAGUACACAACUUGGUGGGGUUUCCCCAAUACUUUG
Molecule: messenger RNA, 595 nt
Organism: Marchantia polymorpha subsp. ruderalis
Lineage: Eukaryota; Viridiplantae; Streptophyta; Marchantiopsida; Marchantiales; Marchantiaceae
Source: the annotation of a GenBank genome assembly